CUACUCUUCAUCCACGGCUUCCCAUCCACCUCCUUCAACCGGUCGUGCCAAGUCGCCCCUUUCGCCCCUCUUGUCUACGGCGUCUUCGUUCCCGAUUGUGGAGGAUACUGGGGCACCUCGACGCCGAGGGCCUCCCCGACGUGGUCGCGAUUGGACACGAGUGGUGCGUCCGGUCUGGAUCUAUCCCUAUACGCGAGGCCGUGCGUUGCUGAAGCCGUCAAUCUUGUCAGGUGA
Messenger RNA from Epithele typhae, 234 nucleotides. RefSeq lists its product as uncharacterized. NCBI's taxonomy places the organism in Eukaryota, Fungi, Basidiomycota, Agaricomycetes, Polyporales, Epitheliaceae. The record is from RefSeq and is a predicted model, not a curated record. The transcript has a single exon. The annotation marks the transcript as partial.